Messenger RNA from Monomorium pharaonis (pharaoh ant), 2682 nucleotides. RefSeq names its product fat storage-inducing transmembrane protein-like. Bases 545 to 1825 code for a protein of 426 amino acids. Gene Ontology annotation, biological process: lipid droplet organization; lipid storage; phospholipid biosynthetic process. The record is from RefSeq and is a predicted model, not a curated record. Lineage: Eukaryota; Metazoa; Arthropoda; Insecta; Hymenoptera; Formicidae. Gene Ontology annotation, cellular component: endoplasmic reticulum membrane. The transcript has a single exon.
AAUUAAAAUUAUCUGAAUAACACAAUUUUUUUAACACUAUACGAAAUACAAUUCCAUAUAAAAACUUUGUUUAAUUUACUUCCGGUGGUGGUAAAAAAUAAUUAAAUUAAUGACUCAUAGAGCCUUUUCAAUUGUGCUUUAAAACCAUGUUAAUAAUUUCUUCAAUCGACGUUCUUAUUCUGCCAAGGACAUACGAAUCUCUGUGAUUGGUUAACGACCUAGAUUGCGUUUCAGACGGUCUUGAAUAUGAGAAACCGACUGUAUGAAUAUCGGCCUUACGACCGCUUGCGAAGAGCAAAGAACUCGUACUGGGAUUGGGAAUUUGGGAGUAAAGAGCAUCCCCACGGCACGCGUAACGAUGCGAAGGAGGUGGGGGGGAAAGUCAAUGGUGACGGAGCAGAUUACUCGAGGUCGUGAGUCGUAACAAUUGGAAAACCAGCUGGACACCACUGGACACUCGUAACAGUCGGUCCCGCGCUGGCGACGCCGUGGAGCAAAAACGUGGUUGGGUGUUCCUCACCUCUAAAGAGGUUAGUCCAAUGUAAUGGUACUAGGCCCCAGGUCCUGGGGUGACGUCGACCGCCUAGUGACCGACUAUUACGAGCGCAUUCGAGACGCGAUGGCAACAGGUAAGCGACGCAGCAUCCACACGUCGUCCGGGAAUCCCGGCGCGGCCAACUAUUCCAUCGGCGGCGGGGUGCGCUCCAGCCGGAUGAACUUUCGGCCGAGCGGCGCGCAACAGGAGGACCGUGGCGGCACCCGGCCGACCGCGGCGCCGAGCUCGAUCGGUCUGAUCCUGGUUACCAUGCUGCUGCACGUGUGCAAGAAGUCGCUGCUGUUCGACACCGGGCUCAAAGUGGCCAUCUACGGCGGUACAAUAUUCACCAUUUCCCUGAUCGCGGACUUCAUCGCGAUGCCACGCACCUACUUCUCCAGGUCCGACAACGCCCUGAACCAGUACUUCGUCAAGUGGGGCUGGGGCUGGCUGCUAUCGGUGAUCGUGCCCUGGGUCGUCCUGUCGGCGCACACGCUCGGCUGCGGCCGUCGGCCGAUCCUGUUCAGGCACGUGGCCCGCAUCCUACUCGCCACCGUCGCCUGGUUCGUCUGGACGAAGCUGUUCAAUUACAUCGAGACCACCUACGGCCGAUGCCUGGGUACUCGCGACGUUCAGAUGCAAUCCAAGGCCAAGUGCCUGCAGUCGGGUAGGUUCUGGAGCGGCCUCGACAUAUCCGGGCACACGUUCAUCUUGAUCUACUCGAGCCUGAUCCUCGCCGAGGAGGCCUCCUCCUUCGUGGGAUGGGAGAGCAUCAAGGAUCUGAUAAUGCGGGAGGAGCACACGCGAACCGUGCCUACAGAGAUUAGCACCGGCCCGCUGCGAAAUCUUUCCGACGGUGAUCUCGAGUUCCUGAAGAAGGCUCACCGAGCGCUCACGCCAUACCUACGCGGUCUCUUCGUCGCGAUGACGGUGCAGCAGCUGCUGUGGGACGUCAUGCUGGUGUCGACCGUGCUCUACUACCACAUCAUGAUCGAGAAAUUCCUGGGUGGCGUGGCCGCGGUCAUCACCUGGUACGUCACGUAUCGGUGGUGGUACAAACUGCCGAGGGUCGGCUUGCCGGCACCGGGUGACGGCCUCUUCAAGUACAACGAGGUAAAGGCGAGUCCAGACUUCAGCAGCGCCAGGACGAGACGCAGCACGUUGAACGGCACCAAUCAGCCGAGGUUCAUGGGAAUGCCAAUCAGAACGCCACAGGAGACCGGAAGCACGGAACCGAGUCCGUCGUCGCACAGGCAAACGGAUCUCGAUGUGUCUACCUCGAGAGGGUAGAAAUGUGUCAUCCUCGUCGAAUCGCUUUCAUAUCAGAACUAUAUUAACAUCUGGAUAACACACUUGUAAUGCCUUAUAUUCACGAAAUUUUCAUUUCUCAGUACUUGAAUUGAAAGUCGCAAUACUGAGGGGGACAUAGAAUGUAUGUACAGUAUAUUUAAUAUAUAUAUUAUAUAAUAUAUAUUAUAUAUAUUUACAAAUUAUUUAUUAUAUACAAUAUUUAAAUUAUUAUAUAUAUUAUAUAAUACUUAAAGUACAUAAUACAUUUAUAUAUACCUGCAUCCGAAUAUAGAGCUCUCUUAUGUUCGAGUAUAAAGGUCGAUUCGAGUGUAAGAUUUCUCGAUAUUUAAAUUGAAAUACUGUACUGUAAAGAGGAAUGUAAAAUGUAGCAUAUAUAUAUUUAUAUUUGAUAAAUAUUAUGAUAUUUAAACAAGUAUUCGAAUAUAUUAUUCCCUUAUGUUUGAGUAUAAAUCGAAUCGAAAAUGCAAGAACUAUAUAAAGUACAAUUUUUGUUUAGUUUAAAGGAUACAUGUAGACGUCUUCCUUUGACUUUCUACAUGCAAGUAAUUUUAGACACUCGAUAUAUGCAAUGGGAUCUUCCGGGAUGUAGUGCAUCCUGGGUAAUCAGGUUUGCUUAAACAAAGCAGCGCAUGCUUCGUGCUUAUAACUUCUUUAAAUUAUUUAUAAUUUAUAGGAUAGUGAACAGGAUGUAUGCCUGUUUUUUCAGUUGGUUGUUGGAUUGUUGUAAAAAAAGACACAUUUAUUUAUAUAUUUAUUUAGAAUUUAAAAUCGGUGUUUUCGGUAACGCUUCUGAAUUCUGUUUUGUACUUAAUUUAAUAAAGACUUUUAUUAACAAA